GCGGGAGCCUACAGGGAAUAAUCGUCUCCUUGUCAAGGGUGCCGUUGAAAGCUUACUGGAACGUAGUUCACAUGUGCAACUUGCGGAUGGAUCCCUUAUUCCAAUAGAUGAACCCUGUAGGCAACUGCUGCUCUCAAGACACCUGGAAAUGAGUUCAAAGGGUCUGCGAUGCCUAGGGUUGGCAUACAAAGAUGAGUUGGGAGAGUUUUCAGACUACUAUUCUGAGAGGCAUCCUGCUCACAAGAAGUUACUUGAUCCAGCUUCUUACUCAUCCAUAGAAAGUGACUUGGUUUUUGUUGGGGUUGUUGGUCUUAGGGACCCUCCUCGUGAUGAAGUUAUAAAAGCAAUUGAGGAUUGUAGAGGAGCUGGGAUUAAAGUUAUGGUGAUUACUGGAGAUAACAAAUCCACAGCAGAAGCUAUCUGCAGGGAGAUCAAAUUGUUUGCUGAUGGUGAGGAUAUUGGAGGGAAAAGUUUUACCGGUAAAGAAUUCAUUGCUCUCUCCCCUUCAAAACAAGUUGAAACUUUAUCAAAACCUGGAGGGAAGGUUUUCUCUCGUGCCGAGCCUAAGCAUAAGCAAGAAAUUGUUAGGAUGCUCAAGGAGAUGGGGGAAAUUGUUGCAAUGACUGGAGAUGGUGUAAAUGAUGCACCUGCUCUAAAACUUGCUGACAUUGGAAUUGCCAUGGGCAUGACUGGGACAGAGGUAAUGUAGCUAUUAGGCAACCACUUUUGCAUAUGA
Carica papaya (papaya) is the source of this 736-nucleotide messenger RNA. NCBI's taxonomy places the organism in Eukaryota, Viridiplantae, Streptophyta, Magnoliopsida, Brassicales, Caricaceae. The record is from RefSeq and is a predicted model, not a curated record.